Molecule: messenger RNA, 1269 nt
Organism: Xiphias gladius (swordfish)
Lineage: Eukaryota; Metazoa; Chordata; Actinopteri; Istiophoriformes; Xiphiidae
Product: C2 calcium-dependent domain-containing protein 4C
Exons: 1
Coding region: 1-1269 (422 amino acids)
Source: RefSeq, a predicted model, not a curated record
AUGUGGGUCCUUGGGAAGAUCAGGGAGAGCAUUGGGAGCAUUCCUCUAGAGCUGAGUCGUUACAUGGGGAAGAGUGAAGAGGAUAUCUUUCUCUCUUCUAAGACCAGCCUCUCUCGCAAUCUGCACAACAACGUCCUCACCCCAGAAAAGAUCCCAGAGUUCUGCCUGCCACCACGGCUCUGCAAGAGGAGCCCUCUGCUUGAAGCGGAGACAACCCCACCUCACCUGCACAGUCAGAACCAGAUACCCACGAGCAGCACUUCUUCAGACAAUACACAUGUAAAGACAAAGGAUGUGAAGACAAGCAAUGGUGAUGCAUCAGAGGCUUGGAAGGCUACAAAGAAACCUUUGCCAUUCUCUGCAGAGGGGUAUGGGCUGGCUGGGAUGUAUGAGAGCCCCAACACUCGGAGGAAAGAGUCUUUGUUCCACUCAAAGUGCCCUGCUUACAUGUUUGACAGAAGCAUUCCUACUGCUGCACCCCGGCUGGCAAAUGAGACAAACCUGCCCAAGAAAAGCUUAUCUGGGGUUUUCUCUCUGUUUUCAUGCGAGAGCCUCUCAGACACAGGAAGCACAGAAAGUGAAACGCCUUCUUCCAGUGACUCCUCGUCCCUCAGUUCCCCUUAUAGUGCUAAAUCCUCCCUCUACAUCCCAUCGGGAAGCGGUUGUCUUAAAGGAGCAACAUCUUGUCCUGUGUUAACUGACAGCAGGGAGGACAGAUGGAGGUUGAGGAUGGGGGGUUUAGGUUUAACAACCUCUUCCAGUAGCCCUCCAAGCUUAGAGGGAAACUCACUUACCCUAGUCCCACGUGUCCUCUUCCCACUGGAUGUUCUGCAGUGCCAGGAGAGACUUCGGUGUGAGCACGUCCUCCCUUUGCAGGGCCGUGGUAAAGUGCGGCUCUCUGCUGAGCACACCGCACUAUGCACCGACACGUUCUCAUCCCUUUCCACAGUCAGAGUUCGUGUGGUGUCUGUGGAAGGCCUAUGGGAUAAUACUGACCUACGAACCCUGAACUGUGCAGUGAAUCUAUGUCUGACACCAGGGAAGCUGCAGCAACAGGAGAGCGCCACCAUCAGAAACUGCCGCAGCCCUGUGUUUAAUGAAGAUUUCUUCUUCACCGAGCUGAGUCGGGAGGAUCUGCUGGAACUGCAGCUGAGGUUAAAAGUGGUGGAUAAACCUGCAGCUGGAACACUGAGGAGGGGGACAGUGAUUGGAGUGAUCACCAAACCUCUAUCUCAGUUACUCCCUCUUAAUAAAUGGUUAGAAGAAUAG